This is a messenger RNA of Zea mays, 546 nucleotides long. RefSeq lists its product as uncharacterized. The record is from RefSeq and is a predicted model, not a curated record. The transcript has a single exon. The coding region runs from base 4 to 546 and encodes 180 amino acids. Lineage: Eukaryota; Viridiplantae; Streptophyta; Magnoliopsida; Poales; Poaceae.
AUUAUGUGUUGCUUAUGUAGUUUCUCAAUUUCUCUAGAUAUGGGUUCUUGGGAAGAGCUAGCUAGGCAGUUUUUGUUGGAGGAAGAAGAAGACGAUGAGGAGUUUUUCUUUAUUCUUCUCCCUACUAUACUUCCAUUCCUCUCUGAAGAGAAAAGGUCUAUCCAUACCUCCUCUCUCUCUGGUGCCCAGAAGGUUAAGGAGAUUCUUGAAGGGCAUGAGAGUUGGUGCAAGUCCGAGAACGGAAUGGAGCCAGAAAUAUUUAGAGCCACAUCAGAAUUCCUUAGAAGAGAGGGUUUGUUACGUGAUACACGAGGUGUUAACGUCGAAGAGAAGCUUGGGAUGUUUAUGUAUAUGAUCUCCCACAAUGCCAGUAACCAAAUGCUUCAAAAGGCUUUCCAACAUAGUGGAGAGACUAUCCAUCGAAAAAUAUCAGAAGUUUUCGAUAUAGUUCCCACUCUAACUCAGCGAUCCGUGAAGCUUCCCAAUUCUAUCCAGACGCAUCCAAAAUUUAUAACAGAUUCUAGGUUCAUGCCCCUUUUCAGGUGA